Penicillium digitatum Pd1 is the source of this 531-nucleotide messenger RNA. RefSeq names its product gamma-glutamylcyclotransferase family protein. The record is from RefSeq and is a predicted model, not a curated record. Gene Ontology annotation, molecular function: gamma-glutamylcyclotransferase activity. NCBI's taxonomy places the organism in Eukaryota, Fungi, Ascomycota, Eurotiomycetes, Eurotiales, Aspergillaceae.
AUGCCUUCCGACCCAACCAUCCUCCAACCAGCAGAAAGACACACCCAAGUCCCAAUCCCCCCGCCAAUCACAAAACCACCUCAAUACCCAGAUUACCUCUACUUCGCCUACGGCUCCAACCUCUCCCCAUCUCAAAUGAAAGCCCGCUGCCGUAUAAACCCUACCCACUCCGCCACCCCGGUAGCGAUCGCAAUCCUCCCACAAUGGCGCUGGUUAAUCUGCGAAGCGGGCUACGCAAACGUUCUCCCACCGCCUGGUCGACGCGUCGCGAAUCAAGACUCCGAGACCGCACAGAAGAUCCCUAUUUCUGGGUCCGAAGAUGCGGUCUACGGCGUUCUUUACCAGAUGGAUGUUGGCGAUGAGAGGAUUCUGGAUGGUUAUGAGGGCGUUGAUACAGGUGCUGCUGGUGCGGGAGCUGAGGAUGGUGUGCCCGUGUCGAUCAGGCCUCGAGUGCAGGGAGAUGGGUCUUAUAAUAAGUGGGUUGUUGAGGCGGAUGUUGUGAUGUGGGUUGGAUGGGACGGAGGGGGUUAG